AUGAAGAGUUUUAUUGUGUGUUUGGCGAUCUGUGUCCUGGGUGUGGUUCAGGGAGUCAACAUCACGCCGUGUAAACAAGAUGACACAGCUUGCCUAAAAGCCUCAGCUCAGGCAGCAGUCCCAAUAUUGGCAGCCGGUAUACCAAAUAUGGGGAUCUCAGUGAUGGAUCCCAUGCACGUGGACCAGGUGAAGACUGUAGAAGCCGGAUUGGCAAUGGACUUUAGGAAUACCAACGUCAAAGGUUUGAAGAACUGUAAAGUGUUGAUGUUAACUCGUCAUCCUCACCGAACGGACCUGGAUCUAAAGUGCUCUGUAACCAUGGACGGUGACUACACUCUUGGCGGCAAGCUGCUCAUCAUGCCCAUCGAAGGCAGUGGGAAAUAUACCAUUAAAAUUAGAGGCAUUGUUGUUAAGAUCCAGCUCGACGUGGACGAGAAGGCUCGGGACGGUGGAACCUACUGGGUGGUGAAAGAUUGGAAGCAUACCACUACCGUCGAGAAGGGAGUCCAUUUUAAGUUCCGGAAUUUAUUCCAAGGCAAUAAACAAUUGUCGGAUGCAAUCCACGAGUUCGCCAAUCAGAAUUGGAGAGAUAUAUUCCAAGAAGUGGCGCCCCCUAUCGUGAAGGUAAUCGUGGGUAGGAUUGUCUCAGAGACGACUAAAUUAUUUGAUCACGUACCAAUAGAAGAAUUAGUUAUAAGAUAG
Messenger RNA from Spodoptera littoralis (African cotton leafworm), 702 nucleotides. NCBI's taxonomy places the organism in Eukaryota, Metazoa, Arthropoda, Insecta, Lepidoptera, Noctuidae. The record is from the annotation of a GenBank genome assembly.